AUGGAGAAAAAGGAAGAUGAGAAAGCAAAUAAGAUAACUUUUAGGAGCGUCCCAGAAUUUAGAGGGCUAUUUAUUGACCAGUGUUUGGCACAAGCUACUGAGUAUGGAUUUUCUGGAACUUCUUUGAAGCAAACUUCGUGGGGAAAUUUGUGCAAGUUCUUUUCUGAGAAGUAUGACAGCACCAUCACACAAAAAAAGUUGAGAAACCACUGGGAUUACUUGCGAACCCAAUAUGUCACUUGGUCCCGUCUCUUAGCAAGAACCGGACAUGGGUAUAACGCGGAGACGAACACAUUUGAUUGGAGCGAAGAGCAAUGGAUUGAAUUAGACAAGACAAUCAAAAACGCUAGUCAAUUCAAGAACAAGGGGCUGGAAGAUGCAGAGAAGUUGCAGAAUUUAUUUGAUGGGAAAUUCUCCACUGGAGCUAAUAGAGAUACGCCUGGAAGAGUGGAACCGCCUUGUUCAGCUGGAACUUCUAUAACUGCAGGGGUUUCAAAUAAUGGAUCUGAAUCUCGUACAAGUCAUGGAAAAGAAAAAAAUCAUGAGGAUGACAACGAGGUUGAUUCUAGUCUCAAUGCAAAGGGGAGUGGCAGGAAAAGGAAGAAGGAAAUGGAGGAAGAAUCAAGUGAUCUAUUAACUGAGAAAGUUUGUUCUAUUGUAACAUCGAUGGAGACUCAUCUUCAACAUAAGAAACUUGCUCUAGAAAAGGAUAGCGCAGCCGAAUUCAUGAAAGCUUUGGAUAAUUUACUUGAGACUGAUUGCAUCACAAUGGAUGAGUAUUUGAGCAUAACUCUAAAAGCUUCAGAUAUGCCUGGUUGGCAGAAAUUGUUUGUCAGUUUGAAAAGCGAUGAGCGUCGUGUUGCCUUUGUACACAAACUUUUAAAAGAACGUUGAGAAAUCUUGAAUACUCAUCCAC
Messenger RNA from Papaver somniferum (opium poppy), 916 nucleotides. RefSeq names its product L10-interacting MYB domain-containing protein-like. The transcript is spliced from 2 exons. The record is from RefSeq and is a predicted model, not a curated record. NCBI's taxonomy places the organism in Eukaryota, Viridiplantae, Streptophyta, Magnoliopsida, Ranunculales, Papaveraceae. Bases 1 to 894 code for a protein of 297 amino acids.